AUGUCUCUUAUUCGAUAUAAUCGUAUCCUAUUAUCACAUUUGACAUUAUCAAAACAAACACGAUUGAUUACUCCGAAGCAUCCUUCAUCGAUAAUAAUUCGUCAUGCAACAGAAAUUCGCUCACGAAAAAUAGUUCGAAAUGAUGGAAAUACAAAACAACGCAAGAAUACUGUCAAUCCAAUAGCACAAAUAAAAAAAUUGGCCAAGAUACUUUCAAAUGAAAAUUUGGAAGCAAUAUAUAAUCGUUUUGAUCCACUUCGUGAAGAUCCAUCGAAAGAUCCAGCUUUUCUUGAUCAAAUAGCGACAAUAAAAAAUCCGCUACAAAAUAUUAUUCAAUUAAAAGAUAACGAUAUUCGAUUUAGUAAUCGCAUAAUUAAAGCAAAAAAUCGACAAGAACGUUAUAAAAAAGGUUACGUUUUACUUGAAGGAAAACGUUUAAUUGCUGAUGCCAUUCAAGCCGGUGCUGAUCUUUUAACAAUAUUUACUACUGAUCAGCAAAUUCUAGAUACAAUUGAUUUCUCACCAACAGAUCUGAAUUUUACUGCUUAUCAAGUUUCACCAAGUGCAUUCCGUACAUGGUCAGAUGUACAAACAAGUCAAGGAGUUAUGGCAAUUUUUGCAAUGCCACGACCUGAUACUUGUUCAUUUCAACAACGCAUAACUCUUCCAAUAACUGUUAUUUGUGAUAAUGUUCGUGAUCCAGGAAAUAUGGGAACUAUUAUUCGAACAUGUGCUGCUGUUGGUUGUGAUCGUUUACUUGCAUUGAAAGGUUGUGUGGAUAUUUGGGAUCCAAAAGUUAUUCGUUCUGGUAUGGGAGCACAUUUUCGAUUACCUAUAAUCAAUGAUGUUGGAUGGGAAACAAUUACUAAUCAUAUACCAGAAAUGAGUAAGAUUUAUUUAGCUGAUCAUAAAUAUUCAUUUGAAGAAAAUAAAACCUUAUCAGAUAAUAAUCCAUCAAAACAAAUGUUUGAAGAAAUGCUUGAAAAACGAAAACAAAUCAAACGUUCCGAUAAAACUGAAGAUCGUUCAUAUUCAUUAUCAAAUAAUCGUUUUUUACCAUUAUAUAAAAAUAUUCCUAUUGAUUAUCAAUCAUUAUGGCAAGCAUUUUCAAAUAUAAAAUCAUCCGAUCAUUCGACAAUAAUUGUUGGUGGUGAAACAGAAGGUACAAGUCUUCAAGCAAGAAAAUUAACUAUUGAACAUGCUGGAAAAAUGGUUUAUAUCCCAUUAUUAAAUGAUGUUGAAAGUUUAAAUGUUGGAAUUGCAUUAAGUGUUAUUUUGAUUGAAUUAAGAAAAUCUUAUGAAGAUCUUGUUCAAAAAUCAUAUUUAAUCGAACAUAAAGAUGUUUAG
Messenger RNA from Adineta steineri, 1347 nucleotides. The record is from the annotation of a GenBank genome assembly. NCBI's taxonomy places the organism in Eukaryota, Metazoa, Rotifera, Eurotatoria, Adinetida, Adinetidae.